AUGCGUGUGGUAAAUGUAAAUUACAAGCACAAGCAUGAUCUCGAACCAACUGCGCCCUAUAAUGCCUACUAUCCGUGGGAUUGGCAGCACCAUUGGAGCUACUAUGUGGUUUAUCUGUCGCAGAGUUUCGCCGGUUGGCAUGCAGUAAGCGCGCAAGUAGCGCUCGAUUUACUACUCUGUGCAACGGCAACACAGCUAAUAAUGCACUACGAUCACAUUGCACGCACCCUGGAGAAGUGCAAACCGAAAUUUGCUGAGGCACGUGAAAAUACUAAGGGACCCCAUUUGGCGAGAGUGGCUAUGGAGUUGCGUCUAUUUGAUGAGGAUAAGCGGUACAUUGCCGGUGUUGUUGCUUACCAUGUGGAGGUGUUGAGGCUAUCUGAUUUAAUGAACGAUUUCUUUGGUGUAUCCCUUUUUAUCAACUUGUUCACCUCGUCGGCAAUUAUUUGUUUUCUCGGAUUUCAAAUUACCGUCAGCCGAGAACUCGACUUUACUAUUAAACUGGCAGUUUUCUUCGUAGUCUCUUUAAUGCAAGUAUUUCUAAUCUGUCAUUUUGCACAACAACUAAUCGAUUCGAGCACAAAUGUUGUGAAAGCUGUACAAUUCCAUGAAUGGACUCAAGCUGAAGUUCGUUAUCAAAAAAUGCUUGUGCUGAUAACUGCGCGUGCUCAGAGGCCAGCAUACUUGAACGCGACCAGCUUAUGGCCCAUAUCUCGGGAAACCAUUACCUAUAUUAUGAAACUGUCUUAUAAAAUUUUUGCACUCAUAAGGACUAUGUAUUAUGAUUGA
Molecule: messenger RNA, 789 nt
Organism: Rhagoletis pomonella (apple maggot)
Lineage: Eukaryota; Metazoa; Arthropoda; Insecta; Diptera; Tephritidae
Product: odorant receptor 85c-like
Exons: 5
Coding region: 1-789 (262 amino acids)
Biological process (GO): sensory perception of smell; detection of chemical stimulus involved in sensory perception of smell
Cellular component (GO): plasma membrane
Molecular function (GO): olfactory receptor activity; odorant binding
Source: RefSeq, a predicted model, not a curated record